Lodderomyces pseudojiufengensis is the source of this 717-nucleotide messenger RNA. RefSeq lists its product as uncharacterized. Lineage: Eukaryota; Fungi; Ascomycota; Pichiomycetes; Serinales; Debaryomycetaceae. The record is from RefSeq and is a predicted model, not a curated record. Gene Ontology annotation, molecular function: protein binding; microtubule site clamp. Gene Ontology annotation, cellular component: chromosome, centromeric core domain; monopolin complex; nucleolus. Gene Ontology annotation, biological process: homologous chromosome segregation; meiotic sister chromatid segregation; attachment of mitotic spindle microtubules to kinetochore. The coding region runs from base 1 to 717 and encodes 238 amino acids. The transcript has a single exon.
AUGGCACCAAAAAGAAGUAGUAGGAGCAACACAGCACCUAUUAAAAAGUCAAGACCUAUUUCAUCCACAUCAAAUUCAUUUACAACAUCAGAUUUAGACGUGUCAUAUUUUACAAAGGAUUCAAUAGAUGAUACGAAUAUAGAUACUUUAAUUGAUUUAAUUAAUGAUAAUACACAUUCAAAAGCAGACAUAAUACAUUCGAAAUAUCGAGAUAUCAAUGAUCAACUACGGGAGAAUGAUCACAUAUUAAUACAACAGUUACAAGAAGAGAAUGAAAGAUUACAACAAAAGAUAGAAGAAUUGAAUUAUUCAAAUGAAUUUACAUCACCAAUUAGAAAAAAUAAGAUAAGAGAUAUAGACAUUGAUCAAGAAAGAGAGAAUAUAAGCUUUUCAUUUGAUUUAUUGGAAUUAAUGACUGGUUUGAAAGUAAUAAAUUAUGAAGAAAACGACAAUGAAAUACAAUGUGAUAUAAGACAAACAAAUUCAAAUAAAAAUAUAUGGAUUGAAUAUCAAUUAAUCAUUAACAAGUUAGAUACUAAACAGAUCAAUUAUAUUCCUAAAUUUUUACAUGAUGAUGAAGAAAAUGAACAAAACAAAUCAAAUUUAAAGAAAUUGAAUAAACUCCUACCGGAUUAUUUGAUGGAAUAUUUGUCAUUUCCUGGUGAAUCAUUGGCACAAUUUUAUAGUAAAGUUAGCAAAGCUUUGAAUCAAAAGUAA